GCUCUCCUCUCCGACGACGAUGUGGAGAGCGUGGCGGAAGAACUGGCUGCCACGGGCCCCGCGCCUGAAAGAGUGUUCUGCCACUUGCUCCGCAUCUUGGCGGAGCUUGGGGUACGCCGGCCUCAGAACAACGAACAAUACCAGCAGCAGGUCCGCAGGCGAGUCUACCGAAUCAUUUGCGGCCUUGCGCAGUUCACGGGGCUCAUGCUGACCCUCGGUGCCUACCUAUGGCUCUGUGCCCUAGGUGCACUGUAUCGCUAUGGUGCUGGCAACUGCGAUGUGCCUCUGGGCAAGUAUAUCUACAUCCAGCUGGGCAUCGUGGCAGUUUUCGGCUCGAUUCGGCUCCAGGGCUCCUCGACGAGGUGGAGGUUGGUUCUGAGCUUUGCGGCCUCCGUUUGCAGCAGCUUGGUGGUAGGUAUCGGUCUCGGUUGGAUCUUAUCCUCGCACACCUGCUCGCAGACGAACCCCGCGCUGUACUACUCGGUUCUGCACCUGCUGCUGUACGAGGGCAGCGGCAUACUCUUUGUGACCACUCUUGCCGUCGCAGCGGCCGUCCUCCUGCGUGCAGUGGGUGUGAACUCUGUGCAGUCGAUCCUCACAUUUCGCGUCACCCACGGCUGCGGGCAGGCAGUCAAAAACAUGCCCGUGGUCCCGCACGAUGCCCCAGAGCUCAUGCAGGAGGAUGGCCCUAUGGAGUGCGUGAUUUGUCUCGACAGCCUGGCUCUUGCAGAUCGGAAGGCUGGAUUCUGA
Messenger RNA from Symbiodinium sp. CCMP2456, 750 nucleotides. Lineage: Eukaryota; Dinophyceae; Suessiales; Symbiodiniaceae. The record is from the annotation of a GenBank genome assembly.